This is a messenger RNA of Colletotrichum navitas, 913 nucleotides long. RefSeq names its product anaphase-promoting complex subunit 11. The record is from RefSeq and is a predicted model, not a curated record. Gene Ontology annotation, biological process: anaphase-promoting complex-dependent catabolic process; positive regulation of mitotic metaphase/anaphase transition; protein ubiquitination. The transcript has 5 exons. Gene Ontology annotation, molecular function: ubiquitin protein ligase activity; zinc ion binding; cullin family protein binding. Gene Ontology annotation, cellular component: nucleus; anaphase-promoting complex. The coding region runs from base 267 to 548 and encodes 93 amino acids. Lineage: Eukaryota; Fungi; Ascomycota; Sordariomycetes; Glomerellales; Glomerellaceae.
GCACGUCUCGCGUUUCCCGACUUAAACAAACAAAGGCGCAAAACCACUACAACCCAACGAGAUUACUUUUAUGCGGAAAAAAAAAAAAAAAAGUGAAAAAAAAGAGAAAAAAAGGAAGAGACACAGCAGCAACUGAGGGAGCAUGAAUUAAGGCCGACUGCCAGAAAGGCACAUACUCCCCGCCACACCAGACCCUUUUGAGAAGACAAAACAUACAGAGCCACAACAAUAGCAACAGCAGCAACUCACCAAUAACAGCACUUAUAAUGAAGGUCAAGAUUACCCGCUGGAAUACCGUCGCGACGUGGCGGUGGGACAUCCCCGAGGACGACGUCUGUGGUAUCUGCCAAGUCCACUUCGAUGGCACAUGCCCGACCUGCAAAUACCCCGGCGACGAUUGCAGCCUCUUGUCUGGCAAGUGUGGACACAAUUUUCAUAUGCAUUGCAUUCUGGAGUGGAUCAAGCAGGACUCGGCAAAGGGCCAGUGCCCCAUGUGCCGUCAAAAAUUCGAGUGGACGGACCAGACGAAUGAGACCGUUGAGGCCUAGAUGACCGCUCCCCUGUUACCGGCGCUGAAGCAUGCCAAGGCAUACUCUUGGAGAAAAGGUGAAUGAUAUAAAGGCUUGAUUCAUAAAGACAUCUUUCGGCCUUGGUGAGACUCCAACAGUGAACAUUAUUGGUGACAAGUGCAGCGUCUCGGUUGGCUUCGUUUAUUUCCUGGGUCUUGGGCCAUGAACCGUGGAAACCACAGCUUAGUUCUGGAAACAGUCGAGUGCGAACCAAAAGAGACCUACACUCACUUUAUAUAAGCGUCGCAAGCCACUCAUAUAUAUAUUCCGAGUUUGAAUAUGGAAGGCAAUCACUUAUCCAGUGUCUAUCAUGAUUCGAGACCCCCGAAGCCGGAGAUCCGCCC